Truncatella angustata is the source of this 3003-nucleotide messenger RNA. Its product is annotated as family 35 glycosyl hydrolase. The record is from RefSeq and is a predicted model, not a curated record. Gene Ontology annotation, biological process: carbohydrate metabolic process. Gene Ontology annotation, cellular component: vacuole. Gene Ontology annotation, molecular function: beta-galactosidase activity. Lineage: Eukaryota; Fungi; Ascomycota; Sordariomycetes; Amphisphaeriales; Sporocadaceae. The transcript has 10 exons. Bases 1 to 3003 code for a protein of 1000 amino acids.
AUGCACCUGUUAAGAACUGUGGCUGCAGCCCUCGGGCUCGCCUAUGGCGUAGCUUGUACUUCAAACAAUCUCACAGAUGCAGUCACAUGGGACAAGUUCAGUCUAAGUAUCAAUGGCGAAAGAACAUACAUCUACUCGGCUGAGUUCCACUACCAGCGAAUGCCAGUGCCUGAGUUGUGGCCUGAUAUCCUGCAAAAGUUCAAGGCCAAUGGCUUCAAUGCAAUCAGCGUGUACUUCUUUUGGUCUUACCACAGCCCGAAUCCCGAUACCUAUGACUUCAAAACUGCCGGCAAAGAUGUUCAACGACUAUUCGAUUACGCAAAGGAAGCCGGCCUAUGGGUAAUUGCCAGAGCCGGGCCAUACUGCAAUGCUGAGACAAGCGGAGGCGGUCUUGCACUUUGGGGGUCUGAUGGCAGUAUUGGAAAGAUCAGAACGGCUGAUGAGACCUACCACCAAGCGUGGCUUCCAUGGAUUACGCAAAUCGGACAAAUCAUCGCUGCAAACCAGAUCACUGAAGGCGGACCUGUCAUCCUCAAUCAGAUUGAGAACGAAUAUUCGGAGAGCACCCACUCCUCGACCGCCACGGAAGUCCUCCAUAUGGAGCAGGUUGAGAAAGCUUUCAGAGAUGUCGGUGUCAUUGUGCCCUUUACGCAUAACGAGAAGGGCAUGCGAGCUCAGUCGUGGUCAACAGACUAUCAGAACGUUGGCGGCGCCGUCGAUAUCUACGGUCUUGACAGUUACCCCGGAGGUCUCUCCUGCACAAAUGUGAACACUGGUUUCAAUGUUGUACGGACUUACUACCAGUGGUUCCAGAACUAUUCCUACACUCAGCCCGAGUACGUUCCAGAGUUCGAAGGAGGCUGGUUUUCGGCUUGGGGAAGUGACACGUUUUACGAUGAGUGUACAUCCGAGCAUGACCCUGCAUUUCCUGAUGUCUACUACAAGAACAACAUUGGCCAGCGUAUCACGCUCCAUAACAUCUAUAUGACUUGGGGAGGCACGAAUUGGGGUCACUCCGCUGCUCCAGUCGUGUAUACCAGUUACGACUACAGCGCCCCGCUUCGCGAGACAAGACAGCAGUGGGACAAGCUCUUCCAAACAAAGCUCAUUGGCCUGUUUACCAGGGUUUCUUCGGAUCUGUUAGAAACAGAAAUGUUUGGAAAUGGAACAGGAUAUAAGCUCUCCUCUAUAGCUGGCUUCAGCUGGGUUUUGAAGAACCCGGAAUCUGGAGCAACUUUCACCGUGGUUCAACAGGCUAGCACAAAAUCAAUGACGAAUGUAUCUUUCGCUGUGGAUCUCGAUACUAGUGCUGGUACCGUGACAGUUCCUACCGUUGAACUAUAUGGGAGGCAGAGCAAGAUUCUCGUGACCGACUACAACUUCGGCAGCCACAGUCUCCUAUAUGCCUCUUCUGAUAUUGCAGUCUACGGAGUCUUCGAUGUGGACGUCCUUGUUCUCUACCUGAAAGAGGGUCAAACCGGCGAGUUCGCAUUCAAGACAAAUCAGACACUGUCAUACAAGGUCUACGGUGACAGCACAUUUGCUGCUAAGACACAUUCCUCGAACGGUACCUACACCAACAGCUCGAGCAAUGGCUUCACCUACACUCAAGCAGCAGGCACUACAGCUAUCAAAUUUUCGAACGGUGUUUUAGUCUAUCUCCUGGAGCAGGCAACGGCCUGGAGACUCUGGGCACCCCCGACUACAUCAGAUCCUGCUGUGCGUCCCGAUGAGCAAACUUUCAUUAUUGGGCCUUACCUGGUCAGAGAUGCUUCAAUCGAAGGCACCCAGCUUAUCGUCAAGGGCGACAAUGACAAUGCCACCACCAUUGAGGCUUAUACUGGCACAAGAAUAGACACGAUUCAAUGGAACGGUCAUCCCUUCAAAGUUCAGGAGACUGCUUAUGGUUCUUAUACAGCUGAAAUUCCAGGAGCCGAGUCGCGAAAGAUCAGCCUGCCAUCGUUGUCGGAGUGGAAAUCGACAGACUCUUUGCCAGAGAUUGCAGUAGAUUAUGAUGAUUCGAAGUGGACCAUCUGCAACAAGAACUCGACACCAAGCCCUAUCAAGCCAGAGUCACUGCCGGUUCUUUAUGCUUCUGAUUAUGGAUAUUAUUCGGGUGCCAAGGUAUACCGUGGCUACUUCGAUGGUGCGAAUUCCAGCUCUGUUUACAUCUCAACUUCCGGCGGUCUCGGUUUUGGCUGGAACGCCUGGCUGAAUGGGCAGCUCAUUGGCGGUCAUGAGGGCAAUGGAAGUCUUACGAACAUUGCUUCCACCCUCACGCUUCCUUCCUCCGCGCUCAAGCCGAAGAGCAACGUCCUUACAGUCGUUGUUGAUUACCACGGCCAUGACGAAACUUCGACUGCUAAAGGUGUUGAGAACCCUCGCGGAAUACUGGGCGCUUACCUUCUUCCCGGCGGGACCAACACGAGCACUGGGUUUACGCAGUGGAAGAUUGCAGGAAACGCUGGUGGUCCUGCAAACCUCGACCCUGUCCGUGGUCCGAUGAACGAGGGCGGCCUCUACGCCGAGCGUCUCGGGUUCUUCUUACCUGGUUACAGCUCGAAUUCAGGAUCUAACAAAUGGAGCAACUCUAGCGUGUGGGGUAGUUCUAGCCCUUUGGAUGGUUUGAACGAGUCCGGUAUUGCCUUUUACACCACGGACUUCUCACUCGAUAUUGAUGACGAUCUUGACGUGCCGAUUGGUGUCGAAUUUUCUGCGUCGGAGGGCACGGUUGCGAGAGUGAUGCUCUGGGUCAAUGGCUAUCAGUAUGGUAAAUACGUGCCUCAUCUAGGUCCACAAACCAGGUUCCCCAUUCCUCCGGGUGUGCUCAAUAAUAAGGGCGAUAAUAGGCUCGCCGUGAGUGUCUGGGCGCAAACGGAUGAUGGUGCAAAGCUGGAUGGGGUCACCCUCUUCAGCUACGGGCAGUAUCAGACCAGCUUCAACUUCAACCAAGACUGGGAGUAUCUGCAGCCAGGUUGGAGCGAUCGCACGAAGUAUGCCUAA